AAUCCACCAAUCGUCAGCUCAACCUGUGGAGCAGGGAGUGUCCAAGAACUUGGAGGCCUCAAAACUUACGUCACUGGGUCACAAGAUUCCAAGCUUGCCGUCCUUUUAGUGUCUGAUGGUUUCGGGUAUGAAGCUCCGAAUUUGAGGAAGCUUGCAGACAAAGUUGCAGCUGCUGGAUUCUUGGUGGUUGUCCCUGAUUUCUUUUAUGGUGAACCUUUUGAUUUCAAUAAUCCACAUCUGGAUCGAGAUUCAUGGAAAAAGGCUCAUAGCAUGGACAAAGGAUUUGAAGAUGCCAAGACAGUAGUUGCUGCUUUGAGAAGCAAAGGAGUGUCCUGUAUAGGAGCUGCAGGCUUUUGCUGGGGUGGUGUGGUAGUCACAAAAUUAGCACAGUCUGAUGACAUUAAGGCUGCGGUUGUAUUGCAUCCUGCCCACCUAACAGUGGAAGAUAUAAAUGAUGUCAAGACUCCAACUGUGAUAUUGGGAGCUGAGAUUGACAGUACUUCCCCACCAGAACAACUAAAGCAUUUUGGGGAGAUUUUAUCCAGAAAAACUGAAGUUGAUAGCUUUGUGAAGAUAUUUCCUGGUGUUGCUCAUGGAUGGACAAUGAGGUACAAAGAUGGUGAUGAAUCAGCUGUCAAGUGUGCUGAAGAGGCUCAUGGGGACAUGUUAAAUUGGUUUACCAAGAAAAUAGUUGAUCACCAUGACUUGGAUGACUUGUAUUUGGAUCCAAUCCAUGUUAUCCUUUUGAUUCAAUCCCGUCACCCCCAUUUCACUCAACCUGUGGCUUCUUGGAUGGUUGAUCAACCAGUGCCAAACAGCCACAAUUCUCCCAGGUUCGUCGGGAUUGCAAAAUUUGAAAUUUGA
Ilex paraguariensis (yerba mate) is the source of this 864-nucleotide messenger RNA. The record is from the annotation of a GenBank genome assembly. NCBI's taxonomy places the organism in Eukaryota, Viridiplantae, Streptophyta, Magnoliopsida, Aquifoliales, Aquifoliaceae.